Molecule: messenger RNA, 3292 nt
Organism: Cyclopterus lumpus (lumpfish)
Lineage: Eukaryota; Metazoa; Chordata; Actinopteri; Perciformes; Cyclopteridae
Gene: kras
Product: v-Ki-ras2 Kirsten rat sarcoma viral oncogene homolog
Exons: 5
Coding region: 366-932 (188 amino acids)
Biological process (GO): Ras protein signal transduction
Cellular component (GO): plasma membrane
Molecular function (GO): GTP binding; GDP binding; GTPase activity
Source: RefSeq, a predicted model, not a curated record
GAGAACACAAUAAAGAGUAUUGUUUCCCACAUUGCGACACAAAGUCGAGUGAUAUGACCCAAACCGGUUGAAAUCUCCAGCUAUGCUUUCUGGGUAAAGUGCGCCCGGUAUCCGCCCAUAUUCGCUAAAGGAGGCCAACCUGAGCAGCAAGGCCGGACGCUGGAUCAAAUGGAAAGUUCAAUCGAUUAAUUUGCCCACUUUUUCGCAUGUUCCCGCUCGCUUCUGAUACGAGGUAGACUUACUUAAAUGCGGGGGUUUCGGUGUGAAAUAGGAAAUGCAGAGAUCGUGUGAAACGAGAGGAUUAUCAGCUUGACUUGUUUGGUCGCUACUUCGGACGCGGAACUGCACUCGCUAAAAGGUGAAUCAUGACAGAAUAUAAGCUGGUAGUGGUGGGAGCUGGUGGCGUUGGCAAGAGCGCACUUACUAUUCAGCUCAUCCAGAAUCACUUUGUGGAUGAAUAUGACCCCACUAUUGAGGACUCUUACAGAAAGCAGGUAGUGAUCGAUGGAGAGACGUGUCUGCUGGACAUCCUGGACACUGCAGGUCAGGAGGAGUACAGCGCCAUGAGGGAUCAGUACAUGAGGACAGGGGAGGGCUUCCUCUGUGUUUUUGCCAUCAACAACACCAAGUCCUUCGAAGACAUUCACCACUAUAGAGAACAGAUUAAGCGGGUGAAGGACUCUGAGGACGUCCCAAUGGUGUUGGUGGGGAACAAGUGUGACCUCCCGUCCCGGACAGUGGACACCAAGCAGGCUCAGGACUUAGCACGCAGCUACGGCAUUCCCUUUAUCGAGACCUCAGCCAAAACCAGACAGGGAGUUGAUGAUGCCUUUUACACAUUAGUGAGAGAAAUCCGGAAGCAUAAGGAGAAGAUGAGCAAGGAGGGCAAAAAGAAGAAAAAGAAGUCCAAGACAAAGUGUACACUUAUGUGAAUAACCUCCCCCUUUUCAAGACAGACUAAAAAAAAAAAGAACUAUGUUGAACAGUUAAAGUAAUACAUUUUGUACAUUACACUAAAUUAUUAGCCUCUUUCUCAAUACCCACCAUACUGAAUACUAAACCUGACCCUUUUCUGCCUUUCUAUUAUUUGCUACUUGGACACCAAUAAGCUUUAUUUUCAGUUUAGUGCCAGUUGCCCACAUUUGUUGGUCCAACAGUUUGAUUUUAUUGGAUGAUUUGGAUAAUUUUGAUAUACCUAGAGCUGUAAGCUAAUUGCAUCACAACUCAUGUUAGACAAAUUAUUCAUUACCAAGUUUUUUCUUCUCCCCCUUGCUUAAAAGGCCAUGACUUGUACAAGUUCUGUCAUGCCCUUUUAAUUAUGGGGUGCCAAAGAAUUAAUUUUCAUCUCGAUUCUCUGAGACAAAACAGAUAUGAGGAAAAGACCAACAUUCAGCCAGAUGAGAUCCAAAUGUCCCAGCCACUGUGUAAUUGCCUCCUAUAGGUAUGACUUAGUUAUGUCACUGAUGUAAGUAUGCAUGCAAACUCUUACUCCUAAUGUUUUAACACCCUAAUUAGCUAUUAAUUAAUUUGCAAUUUGUCAAUGCUUUGUACUGCGUGGGGAGUGAUUUAUUGCCUUCAUGAGAUGUUGUUUUUAACGUUUUAUUUUUGUUGUUGCAUGCAAUGUGUCCUAGCUGACAUGGGUAUUGCAAACAUCCUCUGUUUGGUGCAUUUAACAGCCAGCAAUGAGGAACUCUGACCCAAAUGGAUAUCAUACAGUCUUGUUUUUCAGGCAUAUAUAAAGUAAUCAUUUCUCGCUUUUGUGAGUAAGAAAUCAGCCAUUUUAGCUUGAUUAAUGGCAAAUUCAGAGUCACAGAUUUGUACCCGUUUUUGGUUGAUAAAAUGAGACUAGCAGCCAGGUUUUGUGUUGGCCAGAGUCAUUUUAUGUUGCAUGGAUUCAUGCCUCGAGAUCGCUACUAUCGAGCAACUUGUUGGACCUCACUGGCCAAAUAUGGCUUGUUUUUCUUUACUCUGAGGCGCGACUGCAGGAUUGUUUGAUUUAUCCCGACAAUAAUCGUUUCAUUGCCAUUUGUUUAAAAAAAACAGUUCACGAGUUCAACUGUCAACAUCCUCGCAACCGAGGUGUCAUAUUUCAACAGUAUGAGGACCGUUUAUGAGCUCUUUAUUUAAUGUUUAUUAGGUUUUCAAUUUGAGGAUUCAUGAUUCUCUAGUCGCUGGCCAUAGAGGUGUCCUGCCUUGCACAUGUCCCUAAGCUGUGGACUUGUUUGUCUGUGACUAGCUUGAAAGCAGAAUGCAGCUUUCAGGAACAUUUCUUUUGGUGUGGUGUCACAGAGGUUGUUUAAAAUCUCGUCCAAACGGAUUUUCAGAUUCUUACUUUUUGCCGAGCUUUUGAAAGAGUUUUUUGGAUUAAUUUUUUUAAAGUGUUGAAAUUGUUUUGGUGGGCUGCCUUUCAACAGAAAUGAUUGUCCAGCAAAGUAAUUUGUCAUUUUCUCUCACCAAGCUUGUGUGUUGUGGUGGUGUAACUGGAACUGAUGUUUGUAAAUGAGGCAAUAAUUGCCAUAAAAUUGGUUUUUAAAGAAAAUUGUCUGAAUUUAUAUUUAAAGUCCUAGUUUCUUUCCCAGGUCAACCUGUAUUUCCAUCAUAUUUACAAGCUGUUCCCCUGGGGAUUUUUAUUUGCCUUUUUUAUGUUUGUAUUAGGUGCUACAUUUAGACCGUAGAAAGAGACCAAUCAACAUUUACUUUGUCAUGUGUGUGCUCAAGGGAUAGACACAAUGCUGUUCCAGGAGAGCAAAGUUAUUGACACAGAAAAUCCAGACAUUAUACAUUUUGCUUUUGGGAUUAAUGACUUUUGAUCCAGUUUAUUAUUACCUCUUUUUCCAUUAAGUAGAUAAUAACUGUUGAUGCAAUUUUAAUUAUGGAACCCUCUUGUUAACAAUACGGUUUCAAAGUAGUUUUACUGAAAUGUUUGAAAUGUUCCUCUUCCUUUUUAUGGCGUGCCAACAGCUGAUUUCUGAAAUGUAUCAUUUAUACCUGGAUCAUAUUUUAACAACCUUUGUAUAGUUGUGAUACUGAAAGGUGCAUAUUUUGUAAAUUGUGCUUCAUUUUGUUGGUGUGUCUUAAUGAAUGUUGCUUUAAUGGAGGUUCACUCCACUCUGUGUAUGUGAUUAGAGAGUGUGACUGGGUCCAGGUCUAGGGAAAUGAAUGAAUGACCACUUUACAACACACCUGUUGUGGGCAGUGUAGAGUGGUGAUCUGAUCUCAUAUGAGUCUAUUUUUUUGCCAUGAAUCUCACCACUCCUAUUUAAUGUGUAAUAAAGAACAAAGUAAAGAGGAA